Molecule: messenger RNA, 1086 nt
Organism: Monascus purpureus
Lineage: Eukaryota; Fungi; Ascomycota; Eurotiomycetes; Eurotiales; Aspergillaceae
Source: the annotation of a GenBank genome assembly
AUGAUUCAGAAAACGAUACUUUCGUUCUAUUCAAUGCCGGCCCAAAGUGGUCAAUCUGCGGAGAUUGGUUCAAACGCAGCACGGUCCUCUCACUCUCCAGCAUCGCCAGAUGAUAUUCAUCCAGCUGAAACCGAUUCCCAGAAAAAUUCUCAGGAAUCAGGAGAUAUCUUAUUAUCCCAGGUUGGGUCUUAUAUGGGUUCCGAGCGACAAGAACGUGGACACCAACGUUCGUCUGAGAGGGAUAACAGAAGAGCACUGUUGAGAGAGACUGCAAAAGAGACGAAAGAGCUUCUCCCUUCUCUUUUAGCCAAAAUUCCACAAGCUAAACCUUCUGGCUACUUAUAUUCGCCGCCCAUACCACCUAAACUGAAUCUCAAAUUUCACCCUGGCCUCCCCUCGAUCAAAGUCAGGGUUUUGGAUGGCGAUUCAUUUGAUACAGCUGUCAAUCUCGCCAAUUGCUCACAAUUUAUGGACAUCCAUGACAAAAAACCCGUCUGCGUUCUCAACAUGGCUAACGCCUACAGGGCUGGAGGAGGUUGGCUUUCUGGAGCCCUUGCUCAGGAAGAAGCUCUUUGUUAUAGAAGUAGCCUCAGUUACACACUCAAGAUGCGGCAUUAUCCCCUCGAAGAUAACCAAGCUAUUUAUUCACCUAAUGUUGUUAUUUUCCGGGAGAGCUUUCAGAAAGGUCACAGGCUGUGGGACCUCACGAAACCCUAUUCCCUUCCUAUCGUUAGCGUCAUCAGUGUUGCAGCAUUGGACAGACCUGCUCUGGAUAAAAAUGUGUCACCCCCUACGUACAAAAAUUCUGCAGACAGGAAAUUGAUGAAAGAUAAAAUGCGUCUUAUCCUCCGCGUCGCAGUGUGCAACAAGCAUCGAAGGCUGAUAUUGGGCGCGUUCGGAUGUGGUGCCUUUGCAAAUCCCAAUCAGGAGGUUGCAAACUGCUGGGCUGAAGUUCUGCAAGAACCGGAGUUUAGUGGAUGGUGGGAGAAUAUUGUGUUUGCGGUUAUGGAUGACGGGACACCAGGAGUGAACGGGGAAAGCAAUCUGAAGACUUUUCAAAGGGUUUUGCAUGGGCUCGUGGUUUGA